This is a messenger RNA of Arachis duranensis, 702 nucleotides long. Its product is annotated as receptor-like protein 44. The record is from RefSeq and is a predicted model, not a curated record. The coding region runs from base 1 to 702 and encodes 233 amino acids. Lineage: Eukaryota; Viridiplantae; Streptophyta; Magnoliopsida; Fabales; Fabaceae. Gene Ontology annotation, molecular function: protein binding. The transcript is spliced from 2 exons.
AUGAAAGAUGGGUUCUGUGUGACAAUAGUACCCAAACCCCACCUUGUGGAACGACUACUAUCCAACCUGAAAGGGGCAAUCUACAACAACGACCGCAUCUUGAGACUCUCCCUCAGCAACCUCUCUCUCGGAGGAACCAUCUCUCCCUUCCUCUCCAACUGCACCUACCUCCAAUCACUCGACCUAUCCUCCAACGCCCUCACUGGACCCAUCCCUCCCGACAUCCAGUCCUUCGCCAACCUCGUCGUCCUCAACCUCUCUUCUAACCAACUCCAGGGCCAGAUCCCGCCACAGCUCACAAUGUGCGCCUACCUCAACGUCAUUGACCUCCAUGAUAACCUCCUCACUGGUCCCAUUUCCCAGCAAUUGGGCCUCCUCGUCAGGCUCUCCACCUUCGAUGUCUCUAAUAACAGGCUUUUCGGGCCCAUACCGCCUUCUUUAUCCAACCGGACCGGCACUCUGUCCCGCUUCAACGCUACCUCCUUCUUGGGGAACAAGGAUCUCUAUGGCUACCUUCUUCCACCCAUUAAGACCAGGGGCCUGUCUGUUUUGGCCAUUGUUGGGAUCGAGCUCGGGAGUGGCCUUGCCAGCCUCAUCCUCAGCUUCACUGGGGUUUGCAUAUGGUUGAAAGUCACGGAGCACAAGAUGGCUCUGGAUGAAGGCAAAAUCAGUCAGCUCAUGCCUGGUGGCUGGCAGCAGUAA